AUGCGCGACGACACCGUGGAAAAAGAGGGUACUUGGGAAGAGCUCGACGAUCUCAGACGACGCGCCCGCGAUGAGGACUGGCUCAUCGACGUCGAGGCGUCGUGUUCGUUUGAGCGCUCGCUCGGUAAAGGCUCCUCGGGCGAAGCGUUUCUCGCCCGAUGGCGCGGCGCUCGAGUGGUCGUGAAACGCAUCGAGGCGCUGAAGACGACGUUGGCGAAGCGCGCGUUCGCUCGGGAGUGCGCGAUCAUGGCUCGAGUGAGACAUCCGAACGUGUUGGCAUUUUACGGCGCGGCGCUGAGCGAGUCGAGGUGCGACGUCGUCGUCGAGCACGCGGCGGGAGGAACUCUCAAGGCGUGGUUACACGAAAGUGGGAGACAGAAGCGCUCGUUAAGCGAAAGACUCGACGUUGGUAUGGAUGUGGCGCGCGCUUUCGCGUAUUUAGAGAGUCGAACGCCUAGUGUGAUGCACAGGGACCUGAAGCCGAGCAACGUGUUCGUGGCGGCGGAUGGUCGAGCGAUGGUGGCAGAUUUUGGUCUGUCGCGCUUCGUCGCCGCGAACGGUGAGGAGUUGACGGGUGAGACGGGGACAUACAUUUACAUGGCUCCUGAGGUGAUUCGAAGCGAGCACUACGACAAUCGAGCCGAUGUUUUCUCGUACGGAGUAUUGCUGCACGAACUGGUGACUGGAAUCGAGCCGUACCAGCCACAUAAUUCCACCGCGAUACAAAUAGCGACGGCCGUCGCCGAUCAAGGUCUCCGACCUAACAUUCCCGAGGACACGCACGCGGGCCUCGCGGCCAUCAUUGAAAUGUGCUGGCAGCAGAACGCAUCGGAUCGACCGUCCUUCGCCGUCAUUCUUGAGUCCAUGGAAACAAUGGUUCCUGACAUCCUCAAGGAACAGGAGGCCAAAGCAGCCGCGCGGCGUGAGAAUCCGAGCGUGCAAGCCAAGGCAUUUCAGAAUUUGUCUCACACGUUUGCAACGUGGUCCAGCAAAAUGGCCGAGUUAGGAGGAGGUUUGUAG
This is a messenger RNA of Ostreococcus tauri, 1020 nucleotides long. RefSeq names its product Serine/threonine-protein kinase, active site. The coding region runs from base 1 to 1020 and encodes 339 amino acids. Gene Ontology annotation, molecular function: protein kinase activity; ATP binding. NCBI's taxonomy places the organism in Eukaryota, Viridiplantae, Chlorophyta, Mamiellophyceae, Mamiellales, Bathycoccaceae. The record is from RefSeq and is a predicted model, not a curated record. The transcript has a single exon. Gene Ontology annotation, biological process: protein phosphorylation.